Messenger RNA from Suillus subaureus, 384 nucleotides. RefSeq lists its product as uncharacterized. The record is from RefSeq and is a predicted model, not a curated record. The transcript is spliced from 3 exons. The coding region runs from base 1 to 384 and encodes 127 amino acids. Lineage: Eukaryota; Fungi; Basidiomycota; Agaricomycetes; Boletales; Suillaceae.
AUGGAUGGACCUCUACUACUCACUAGGGUGGUGCGAAAGACGGUCGUUUCAUUUGAGACAUUCAAUGCUCAGGGGGACGCCUCUGCUGUUCAAGUUGACUGCCUAGCGCCAGAGCUUAACCCCCGGCCUCUCAUCGGAAUACUGUGCAACGACCUCCUUGUUCUCUGCAGGGAUCCUAGCGACGGGAAGGAUCCGAUGUCUGCAGUCGACCUGUGGGCGGUGCUGCGGAUGCAGACCUUGCCCCAACCAGCAAGCAUCGUCCAUGGAACUGUUUUGCGCCUGGUUGACAACAAGGCUAUCCUGUAUUUCGAUGCUCCAUCACCUUCUGAUGCUUUGAACUGGUUUAGAGCCAUCAAUCUGCAUAUACCUUCUGCGAAAGCAUAG